GAUUUCCCGUGAUGGCGGCUUCGAAAAGUGAGGGCCAGUCUGCAUGGCCGGACCUGCCGCCGGAACUGCUGGGUGCCGUCCUUCGCCUCCUCCCAUCUCUCGCCGACCGCGUCCGCCUCCGCGCCGUGUGCCGCCCGUGGCGCUCGGGCGCAACCGGGCUCCCGCCGUCGCACCUCCACCUCCCCUGGCUCGUGUUCGGCGACGGCACCCUCCUAGACGUUGCAAACAACGCCGCGCACCGCGGGAACAUCCCCGACGACGCCGUGUGCUACAGCGCCGGCGAUAACAUGCUCUUCGUCGCGCACGACGACGGCCGGUGCUCCCUGGUGGACGCCUUCUCCGGCGCCGCGGCGGCAACCCCUCUCCCAGAGCUAGCCGCACUCCUCCGCGCUCGCAAGGUGAACCCCCGCGACCUGCUUCAGCCAAUCACCAAGGUCGCGGUGUCCACGUCCUCGGCAGAGCUGGAAGAAGGCUGCCGCCUCAUCGCCGUCGUGAUCGACAGCGAAAAGGUCAUCAUCUCGACGUGCCGGCCGGCCGGCGAGACCAACGCGUGCCUGGCGCUGGACGACUACUUCGACUUCUGCAUCGCCGACAUCAAGUUUUUCCAAGGGCGGAUCUACGCUCUGUCCAAGCGCAACGAGACACUCUGCGCCCUCGACCUCAACAAAGGCCGCAUCAACGAGCUGCCGGAAUCGCCACCCGGCUUCGAGGUCAUACGCGGAGGGUCAUCCGACAAGAUCAAGAUGGAUCAGGAGCCUCAUCUGCAGGAAGAUCCAUGGCCGUUUGGCCACAUGGUUGCCGGGCGGUAUCUAGUCGUGUCCAACGGCAAGCUGCUCAUGGUGAGGCGGUGGACUCGCAAGCCUCUGCUGAGCUCUAGCUCCCCGUACUCGAUAUUUCAAUUCCGUGAUCCCGAUGGAUACGAAGCUAAGCGGAAUCGCCGGUUCGAGGUCUUUGAGAUGGACCGCAGCUACCGCCCGUGGCAGCGCAAUGGCCGAUGGAGCAAGCUGCAGGACCUUGACGGCCAGGCUCUCUUCGUGUCCCCGCCAUGCUCCAAGAGUGCGCCUCCAGCACGCCAUGGAGCGAGGGAAGACUGCAUCUACUUCGUGCAUCAGAUGGGCCCGUGGAAACCAGAAGAUCCACUCGGCGACUCCGGCGUCUACAACAUGAGAGACGGGACGAUCACGCGACCGUUGCUGCCGGAGCCUGCGGCGCUGUCGGCUUCACUGCCGUGGAGCUACCGGUUUCCUGCGUGGGUUUUCCCGGUUGAUUGAAGGUUUAUAAUUCAAGUUUGAUCUACAUGGCUUCUCAUCUCA
This is a messenger RNA of Lolium perenne, 1313 nucleotides long. RefSeq lists its product as uncharacterized. Lineage: Eukaryota; Viridiplantae; Streptophyta; Magnoliopsida; Poales; Poaceae. The record is from RefSeq and is a predicted model, not a curated record. Gene Ontology annotation, molecular function: protein binding.